Molecule: messenger RNA, 231 nt
Organism: Knipowitschia caucasica
Lineage: Eukaryota; Metazoa; Chordata; Actinopteri; Gobiiformes; Gobiidae
Source: the annotation of a GenBank genome assembly
AUGGGUGGGGACCUGUGGAUGGGUGGGGUGGGAUGGGGGAUUGAUGCCUUUAACCAGAGCAAAGUGGUGGAGAUCCUGAAGGACGGUGGAGAGAGGAGACAAAGAGAGAAUGGACCUCAGCAGGGAGAAGGUGACGACUCCGCGGAGUGGAAUGGGGCCCCGAAGUUGAAGGUUCCUGAGCUGCCUCGUCAUUGGUCAGAGUCUCUCUUCUGCCUGGCUCCAUUUGGAUGA